Saccostrea echinata is the source of this 804-nucleotide messenger RNA. RefSeq names its product zinc finger CCHC domain-containing protein 17-like. The coding region runs from base 40 to 765 and encodes 241 amino acids. Gene Ontology annotation, molecular function: RNA binding; zinc ion binding. Lineage: Eukaryota; Metazoa; Mollusca; Bivalvia; Ostreida; Ostreidae. The record is from RefSeq and is a predicted model, not a curated record. Gene Ontology annotation, biological process: RNA stabilization. The transcript has 8 exons.
CGGGUUCACUUUUUUGCUAUUUUGAAUAAGAACUCUAAAAUGAAACGUUCAUAUUCAGAUCGAGAGGACAGCCAUGCUAAAAGUAAAAGACGAGAAAGUGACAGCAAUGAACCUAUGCCAGCACUGCAUUCUAUAUUUUAUGGAGAGGUGGCAUCUGUUCAACAAUAUGGUGUUUUUGUAAAGAUCCCAGAGUUCAAAAAGCAAGGAUUAGUUCACAAAUCUCAGAUGUCAAAAGUAAGAGUUGAUGAUCCUUCAGAGAUGCUGGCCACUGGAGAAAAAGUGUAUUGCAAAGUUAUUUCACUUGAGAACAAUAAAAUAGGUUUGUCUAUGAAGGUAGUCAAUCAGACUACAGGUCGAGAUGAAGAUUCAGCAAAUGUACAGUCCUCAAUGGAUCUACAGAAAAACAGGAAGUUUCACAAAGGAGAGAGGCCAAAAAUAGAACUUGGAGCGGUCCUAGACACCACCUGUAAAAAAUGUGGUGGUCAUGGUCACUUAGCCCAGGAUUGCUUUCAUGUUGCUGGUGGGAAGUCAUAUGACUUACUUCCAGAUGAUGAUGAAGUUCUCUCCUCCCCAGGAAAAGAAACAAAGCACAAAUCUUCAAAAUCCAAGAAAAAGAAAAACAAAAAAGAGAAGAAAUCAAAGAAAGCUAAAAAGCGGCACCAUGCAAAUUCAAGUACAGAAUCUGAAGAUGAUAGUCCUCGUCACAAGAAACACAAAAAGCGCAAACAUAGAAGAAAAUCAUCCAGCAGUGAUAGUGAUGGCUGAUUCUGUUAUUUAUUGAUAUACAUGUAAUAUUUUACCAAU